AUGAGUCUCCAGCAGGCCGGGCGUCCCGCGGGCGUGGCCUUGUGCCUGUCUGGAGUGACGUCGGCAUCGGCAACGGCAGCGCCCGCCGCGCAAUCUCCAAUUCCAGCACCAGCGCAAGCCCGUGGCUUCUCACCGUGGAGAACGAGACACCCUAAUGUCCCACGCCAUGGACGAGGCCAGAUGAUUCUUUUGAGGACACAUACUCCCCACGUCGCCUGUCUACGUCUACGCGCCCUCCAAUCCGCCUCCAUCGUCGCCGCCCUCUCAAGCUGCGCCUACCUUGCAGCCUCGUCUAAGCUGACAUUUAACCACGUUUCAAAUUCAAAUACCACGCCCUCCGCCGCCGCUCGUUACUCAACAAACUCUCUUCCUCACCUCUCUCUCUUGCGCAGCAAACUUCGAUCACUACCUACCCUCGUUGCAGCUUCAGCGCCCCAGAUGCGAUCACACACAGGUCCUGGCCAUGAGGAUGGCCAUGACCAUGGUCACAGCCAUGGACACGGUCACGGCCAUAGCCACGGCAUCAUGGGCCAUCAUCACCACCACGACAAUGCCUAUCUCACCUCGGCCAACAAGGACGACCCUGGCGUUCGAAUUACUCGAAUUGGCUUGCUCUCGAACUUGGGCAUGGCAAUUGCCAAGUUCGCUGGCGGCUGGGCCUUUAAUUCCAAGGCCAUGACGGCCGACGCCUGGCACAGCAUCACGGAUCUCGCAUCGGACGUUCUGACCCUCGCGACAGUAACAUGGAGCUUGAAGCCGCCAUCCGACCGAUUCCCCAUGGGCUUUGGCAAGGUUGAGAGUCUUGGUUCGCUCGGUGUCUCGAGCAUGCUUCUGGCUGGUGGUCUGUACAUGGGUUGGGACAGCGGCAUCAGUCUCUACGGUCACUUCUAUCCUGAUGCGGCGCAGGGCAUCAUGGAACAUGUUGGACACGGUCAUAGCCACUCUCAUGGCGCUGCAGCACUCGGAAUCCCGAGCAUGCACGCGGCAUGGCUCGCGGCAGGAACAAUCUUCAUCAAGGAGUGGCUGUAUCACGCAACAAUGAAGGUUGCACGGGAACGCAAAUCAUCGGUCCUCGCAUCGAAUGCCAUCCAUCAUCGAGUUGAUAGCCUGACGGGAUUCGUGACGCUGGCAGCCAUCAUGGGAGCUAAUGCAGUGGAGAACGCGGCGUGGCUGGAUCCCGUCGGAGGUCUCCUCAUCUCGUUCAUGGUGAUCCACGCCGGCUGUGGAAACACAAUUGCGGCUUUCUGCGAGUUGGUGGACCAGGGCAUCGACGAUGAAGUCAAGUCGUCCGUGUCCAAGCACGCACGCAAGGCCUUGGCAGGCGUGGGAGAAGGGCACGAGGUCGAACUACGCGAGGUGAGCGGUAUCAAGUCAGGCCAGAAUUAUCUGGUGGACCUCGAGAUGGCGGUGCCGGGCGCGUGGUCGGUGGACACGACAAAGCAGGUCGAAGAUGCGGUGCGGACACAGGUCGGAGGCAGGGUGCGCGGUGUGAGGAGAGUGCGCAUCCGCUUCGCGCCCAAGGAGGCGCCUAUCAAGGCCAAGUUUGACGACUUUAUCCCCGGAACUGUGAAUCCACCACCUGAGGGAGACGAGUCGAGCGAUGAGACGGACGGAGGAGAGUCGGACCAUGAUCACGAUCACGGUGAUCACAAGCCCAACGGUCAUGACAUCAAGACAAACGGUAACCACGAGCGCGUGCAAGACCACGACCACGGCCUCAGGAACAGGAACAAGCAUUAG
Messenger RNA from Fusarium keratoplasticum, 1740 nucleotides. RefSeq lists its product as uncharacterized. Gene Ontology annotation, cellular component: membrane. Lineage: Eukaryota; Fungi; Ascomycota; Sordariomycetes; Hypocreales; Nectriaceae. The transcript has 2 exons. Gene Ontology annotation, biological process: monoatomic cation transport; transmembrane transport. The record is from RefSeq and is a predicted model, not a curated record. The coding region runs from base 1 to 1740 and encodes 579 amino acids. Gene Ontology annotation, molecular function: monoatomic cation transmembrane transporter activity.